This is a messenger RNA of Pelobates cultripes (western spadefoot toad), 647 nucleotides long. The record is from the annotation of a GenBank genome assembly. NCBI's taxonomy places the organism in Eukaryota, Metazoa, Chordata, Amphibia, Anura, Pelobatidae.
AUGACAGACCACGCGGGCCGAUAUGUGUUUGUCAGGGGUCGAAUCCUGGAUGAAACCUAUACUUUUGCCAACAUUUAUGCUCCAAACACGCGACUGGACAAAUUCCUGUGGGACGCACUCCGCGCCCUACACGACUUCACGGCGGGCUGUCUGGUUCUAGGUGGGGACCUCAAUAUUGCCCUGCACCCGACAGUGGACGCAUCCAGAGGCCACUCAUCGACACCUCUUCCCACGUUGCUCAAAGUACGCAAACUCCUCCACCAGUACAGACUUAUGGACUGCUGGAGGGCGACACAUCCGACAGACAGGGACUACACUUUCUAUUCGCCCCAAACGACUGUUACAAACGCAUAGACUAUUUUUUCCUUCCAUGCUAUUACCUACCCAGACUACGGGACUCCAUCAUAGGGGGGACGAUGUGGUCAGACCACGCACCACACACGAUACAACUAACAUCACCACUAUACAAGCGUAAAAUUACUACAUGGCGGCUCCACGAAAAACUCCUAUCUAACCCGCAGGUGGCCCAAGACGUCCAACAAACCUUGACAAACUACUUUGCCGAGAACCCACCACAAGACACAUCCCCCCUCCUGACAUGGGAGGCUCACAAAUGUGUGAUCCGAGGGAUCCUUAUCUCACGCUAG